Dovyalis caffra is the source of this 240-nucleotide messenger RNA. The record is from the annotation of a GenBank genome assembly. Lineage: Eukaryota; Viridiplantae; Streptophyta; Magnoliopsida; Malpighiales; Salicaceae.
AUGGCCACCGCAAGCCAAUGCCCGCAAGCAAUGGGCACUGGCCGCCGCCGCCCACCGGCCUAUGGAGUCGCUGGAGGCCGCCGAGGUUGUGAGGGGCAAUUGAUGAGGGUUGAGCCUAUGACUUAUGAGCACUCAAGAGUGAAGAGUAGGGCACCGGGGCUAGGGGAGGCACGAGGUGUGAAGAAUGUAGAUCGUAGAGUGCAGAGAAGUAGAAGUAGUGAACUAGAGAUUAUACAUUAG